Hermetia illucens (black soldier fly) is the source of this 988-nucleotide messenger RNA. Its product is annotated as trypsin-like. Gene Ontology annotation, biological process: proteolysis. Gene Ontology annotation, molecular function: serine-type endopeptidase activity. Lineage: Eukaryota; Metazoa; Arthropoda; Insecta; Diptera; Stratiomyidae. The record is from RefSeq and is a predicted model, not a curated record. The transcript is spliced from 5 exons. Bases 11 to 970 code for a protein of 319 amino acids.
UUCGUAACCCAUGCUAUUCUAUCUUUGCGUAUCUUAUCCACUCCUUUCUAUUUUUCUACUACUAAUAUCAAGAAACAUUUGCACUGCCCAAAAUCAAACUAACGAUCAAAAGGAUUUGGACGUAGCUUCUGAUGCUGCAGGUAACGAGGGAGAUGAGGAUAUAUACAAACCACCGAAAUACGCGAUACUAGCAUCCAUUCGACAUGGGGACAGCUUCAGUGGCGUAAUGAACUUCACUCAUCGAUGUUCAGGAGUACUGGUGACACCAUCAAUCGUUGCGACUGUUGCGCAUUGUCUUCAUGAUCAGUAUGGAAAUUACUUUUUUGAACCGGCUACAUACCGUGUUGUCAUUGGCUCAGAACUUAGCGCUGAAGAUUCCAAGUUCUUAUUGGUAUCCGACUUGAAGGUACAUAGAAGAUAUUUAAUAGAGAACAAAGUGCAUGAUUUCGCAAUGCUGAAACUAAAAGAACCACAAUCCAUCGUAGUGCCUGCUUUAUCCAGUUUACGUUCAACCAAUCUUCCCAAUUUCACAGAAUGCAUAUUUUACGGUUGGAUUUUCAUGACUGGAGAUGAUGUGAUCGCUGGCAAUUUGACGUUUAUGCAUUUUCGAACGGAUUACAAGAACAAGCCGAGUUGCUACUCGGAAAUGGCAACCUCUCAGAGCUAUAUAGUACCACAGGCUCUGUGCUUUGUGGUGCCGAGGUUGAUAAAGUGCGCAUGCCUAUAUAACGCUGGAGCGCCUGUUUUCUGUCUGGAUACUGUUGUUGGAUUACUCUCGUACAUGCCAGUAUCUUUUCAGUCUGAAACAACGGACAAUUUGGCACUCUUCACUUUAAUAUCUGAUUACGUAGACUUGAUUAAGGCCUUUUCGAGACAGAGCUCAUCAUCAAGGUUAGCUGGCAUUAUGAAGAACUUUGCUUUUGUACUAGUUUACGUGUAUUUUGUGAAAAUAAUGUUGUUCCGUGAAUAAAAACUGGUAACCAAUCAA